Aspergillus terreus NIH2624 is the source of this 1251-nucleotide messenger RNA. Its product is annotated as translation initiation factor eIF2B subunit beta. The transcript has 4 exons. The record is from RefSeq and is a predicted model, not a curated record. Gene Ontology annotation, molecular function: translation initiation factor activity; guanyl-nucleotide exchange factor activity. Gene Ontology annotation, biological process: translational initiation. Bases 1 to 1251 code for a protein of 416 amino acids. Lineage: Eukaryota; Fungi; Ascomycota; Eurotiomycetes; Eurotiales; Aspergillaceae. Gene Ontology annotation, cellular component: eukaryotic translation initiation factor 2B complex.
AUGCCUUCGACAUCCACGGCCUUGACGCCAGGACUGGCGUCCUUUCUCAAAUCCCUCAAGACCAACCCCAUUGACACAUCGAUCGACAACCUGAUCUCAUCAUGCGCAACUGCGACUGCCUACCUUCUCCUCCGUGUCAUCUCCGCCUGCAGAACGACCGAUGCUGCCAAGCUGAUUGAGCGAGUUCAGAGCGUGGGAAGACGGCUGAUUGCGGCACAGCCGAAAGAGAUGGUGGUUGGAAAUAUCGUCAGACGCGUGCUGGGUCUGAUCCGAGACGAAGCCGAAGACGACAGAGAGGCAGAUUUCAACCUGAGCGAGGCAUCUGAAAGCCAGCCCCAGACCCCGCGUGCUGCUGAUGACCCAGCGGAGGCUAUGAACUUCCGUCACGAAGGUUCUCGGUCCAUGACCGCUCCCAUUUCCAUGUUCAGUCUGCUUUCACACCCCGAGCCCGACCCGUCAUUGCCCAGCACGCCCGCCUCCGCGUCGCCAUCCGGACGACUCGGCCAUCCCCCCAGCAAGGACAUCCGCGCUGAGGUCCUUGACGGCAUUGGUGAGAUUAUCGACGAGCUGGGCCAGGUCGACGACCAGAUCGCGGCCUACGCCCUUGACCACAUUCACUCGAACGAAAUCAUUCUCACCCACACGUCGUCGACCACCGUCCAGAGGUUCCUUCUCAAGGCCGCGGCCAAGCGGAAAUUCACUGUAAUCCAUGCCGAGUCCUACCCCAACAACCACGAGGCUACACACGCCACCGUCAGCGGGCAGGUGCCCAAGGACGACGAAAUUCUGAGCACCGAGUCCUUCCAGAAGCCCUUGAUCGAGCUAGGCAUUACGGUCAUCCUGAUCCCGGAUUCCGCUGUCUUUGCGCUCAUGUCCCGCGUGAACAAGGUCAUUCUCGGCACGCACUCGGUCCUCGCGAAUGGCGGUCUGGUCGCGGCCGCCGGCACUCGGGUCAUUGCUCGUGCGGCCAAGGUCCACCAGACUCCGGUUGUCGUGGUCAGCGGUGUAUACAAGCUCAGUCCGGUGUACCCGUUUGACUUUGACUCCUUGAUCGAAUACGGAGACGCAAGCAAAGUCAUUCCGUAUGAGGAUGGGGACUUGGUCGACCAGAUCGAUGUCCAGAACCCCAUCUAUGACUAUGUGCCGGCUGAGUUGAUCGAUCUCUACAUCACCAAUCUGGGUGGCCAUGCGCCGUCUUAUCUUUAUCGUAUCGUCUCAGACCAUUACCGCAGGGAGGAUAUCAACCUCUAA